AUGGCCGAGGAAGCGGAACGAUUUGUUGCGGUCGGGAAGCAGCUGGGCCUGGAAGGGACAGCGCUUCAGGAAUUUCUGCGCGAGGAACGGGCAGUGCAUCGCGAGCGCCUGACAGAACAGGAGCAGCAAAAACGCGAAGAAGAUGAGCGCGACAAGGCGCGGAGCGACCGGCGUCUCCUCGAAAUAGAAAAAGAGCUGGAGCUACUUCGCGCAAAGAGUGAUUGCGCAAGCAGUAGUGGCGGCUCAGAAAGCCUGCCCAAUGGGAGCCUAGUGACAGCGCAGUUCGCGGGGGUCAGCCCCCAAAGACUACUGGCACCCUUUAAUGACAAGGCGGACGACCUGGAUGCAUACCUGACGCGCUUUGAGCGAGUGGCCGAAGCCCAAGGAUGGGCGAGGGAGCAAUGGGCCACCGCCCUCAGUACGUGCAUGACGGGAGAAGCGCUUAGCGUGUUCGGCCGCAUGCCGGCAUCGGAGGCGUUGUCUUACGACAAGGUGAAACGGGCCCUCCUACGUCGCUUCCGCCUGACAGAAGAGGGCUUCCGGAAGAAGUUAAGGACGGAAGCGCCCCAGGACAACGAAGCGCCAUCGCAGUUCUUCGUCCGGCUGGAAAAUUACUGGGAGAGAUGGGUCCACCUCUCGGAGGCCCCGAAGUCCUACGAGGGGAUCAAAGACCUCCUCCUAGCCGAACAGUUUCUCGAGAACUGCAAGCCCGCGCUGGCGAUGUUCCUUAGGGAAAAAAAGAGCCGGGACAUCCUGGAUAUGCUCCAGAGAGCCGACGAGUAUGUGAGCGCCCGAGACACAGUAAACUUCGGCAAGCGGGAAGCAAGACAAGGAGGCCAAGCCGGGGACAAUCCCGAUGCGGGCCGAGGCAGGCGACAGUCCAACAGUGGAACAGGGCUCCGUUGUUACCUAUGCUCCCGAACGGGACAUGUUGCGUCACAAUGCACGAGUACCAAUAAGAAGCCGGAGCACACGAACAGGGAACAGCCGGCUGCUAGGAAUGUCUUAGCCUGCCUUGAAGAGGACGGCUACCUCGAAUUAAAGGACGGCCAGCGCUUGCCCGUCGUAAAUCUGGGCACUUCACCGGCCGCGGGGGAUCUCCCUGUAGUCGCAGGCCGUGUUGCCGGGAAGACCGUGAAGGUCCUGAGGGACAGUGGCUGCAACAUCGUUAUCGUCAACCAGGACCUUGUCCAGCCAUCGGAGAUGACAGGCCGAUGCCGAGCCGUCUACCUCGUAGACCGUUCAGUGAGAACUUUGCCCGAGCCUCGAAUAAGCAUAGACACGCCCUACUACCGAGGGGAGGUCUUGGCGGCCUGCAUGAAGGACCCACUCUUCGACCUCAUCCUGGGGAACAUCGAAGGUGCCCGAGCCCCGGCAGAGCCCGACGGUACGUGGGGUGAAACCUCCGCGCGGGAUGAAGAUAACUGUGCGGGGCCCUCGAUAGCAGAAGCCCAGCCUCCGCCCGUAGCUGCUGUUACCACACGCCGGCAGGCCCAACAGCAGAACUUCCAGGCCUUCCGGAGAUUGCCAGUGCCGUCCACCCUAGCUGAAGUCACUCCCGAACAAAUGAAGGAGGACCAGCAGCGUGACACUUCCCUGCGACAGCUCUUUCAGCUACACAGAGAGCAACGCAGCGUGAGAUGCAAGGGGGGCGGAUCAUUCAACAUCCAACUGAGGGACGGUCUGCUGUACCGUGAAUACGUGCCAGACUCGGGAUCUAGCACGGUGCAGCUGAUCGUGCCGAGACAACAUCGCGGAAAAGUCCUCCACCUGGCACACUGCGGGCUAAUGGCGGGUCACCUUGGAAAGAAGAAGACCACGGACCGCAUACUGGCCGACUUCUUUUGGCCGGGAGUGCACGGAGAUACGCACGCGUUCGUCGCUUCGUGCGACAUUUGUCAGAAGACGGCCAGCCGGGGGUCCGUAAGGAAGGUACCACUCGAGAAGAUGCCGCUGGUCGACACGCCGUUUCGCAAGGUCGCGAUUGAUAUCCUGGGGCCGUUGAAACCAGUAACCCGAAAAGGUAACAGAUACAUCUUGACGCUGGUCGACUAUGCAACCCGCUUUCCCGAAGCGAUUGCCCUGCCGAGCAUAGAAACCGAGCGAGUGGCCGAGGCACUGCUACAAAUCUUCGCCCGAGUAGGCGUACCAGAAGAGAUGCUGAGUGAUAGGGGAUCCAACUUCACCUCUGAACUCAUGGCAGAGGUAGGACGGCUACUUUCGUUGCGUCUUCAGACGACGACCCCGUAUCACCCCAUGGCCAACGGCCUCGUGGAGAAGCUGAAUGGGACAUUGAAGAAGAUGUUGCGGCGCAUGUGUACUGAACAGCCCAAGGACUGGGACAGGUUCAUCGAGCCGCUACUAUUCGCCUACAGGGAAGUCCCACAGGCCAGCACCGGGUUCUCCCCAUUCGAGCUAUUGUACGGGCGGAACGUGCGGGGUCCGCUGGCCAUACUCAAGGAGCUUUGGACCGGAGCGAGACUAGAGGAGGAAGUCAAGACGGCAUACCAGUAUGUCAUUGACUUGAGAGAAAGGCUCGAAACGACAUGUCAGAUGGCACACGAGGCCCUCGAUGAGGCAGGAGAGCGCUACAAGCGAUACUAUGAUCGCGGAGCAAAGGCGAGGAUUAUGCGCCCGGGCGACCAAGUACUCCUACUGCUGCCUACCGAGCAUAACAAGCUCGCUAUGAAGUGGAAGGGGCCGUAUGUCGUAAAGGAAAGGAAAGGCGAGGUGGACUACGUAGUUGACAUCAAUGGCGUUGGGAAAACGUUUCAUGCGAACAUGCUAAAGUACCACACCAGGGAACCGGCAGCUGAGACACCAGUCGUGACGGUGGCAGCAAGUGCCAGCGACCGAGGGAUGCCAAUGUGGCCCUGGGGGGAGCGAGGAGACUACCGCGACGUCGCGGUUUCCGACAAACUCCACUCGCAGCAAGCGAAGGAGUUGCGAGCCAUAAUCGCCCUACACCGUGAUGUGUUUUCGGAGCAGCCAGGGUACACCGACUGGGCUGUGUGCAAGCUAGCCACAACGACGCAAGAACCUGUACAUGUAAAACAGUACCCACUUCCCUUCGCAGUAAGACAAGAAGUGGAAGCCGAAGUCUCCACGAUGCUUCAGAUGGGGGUGGUAGAAAGGUCCCACUCACCAUACAACGCCCCGACCGUACUGAUAAAGAAACCCGAUGGCACGAACCGUUUCUGCGUGGAUUUCCGACGGCUGAACGAGGUUCUGAUUCCCGACUCGGAACCGAUCCCCAGAGCGGACUGUCUGAUCGCUGAGGUGGGAGGCCGGAAAAUAUUUUCGAAGAUGGAUCUCUCAAAGGGAUACUGGCAAGUGCCUCUAGACGAACAAUCCAAGGAGAAGACAGCGUUCUCCGCGCCCAGCGGGCUCUAUCAAUUCAAGAAGAUGCCGUUUGGCAUAAAAACUGCUCCUGCUGUUUUCGCGAAACUCAUGCGGAAACUUCUCGACGGCAUCGCCAACGUCUACCAUUACUACGACGACCUGUUGAUCGCGACAAAUAAUUGGCAGGACCACUUAGAUGCCUUGGGGGAAGUACUGGCGAGGCUACGAGAGGCGGGGAUGACUGUCCACCCCAAGAAAUGCGAACUGGGGUUCGAUUAG
Messenger RNA from Dermacentor albipictus, 3621 nucleotides. RefSeq lists its product as uncharacterized. Gene Ontology annotation, biological process: DNA integration. Gene Ontology annotation, molecular function: zinc ion binding; nucleic acid binding. The record is from RefSeq and is a predicted model, not a curated record. NCBI's taxonomy places the organism in Eukaryota, Metazoa, Arthropoda, Arachnida, Ixodida, Ixodidae.